CGUUAGGUCACACACACGGAAACACACGGAUUAUACAGUCGUCUGCUGCGUAUCCCGAAGCUUGUUGUCCACCUAAAAGAAGGUCUCUUAUGUAAACCUUUCCAAGGAGAAGGUCAGGCUGUUUCUCUGUGAUGAUGGACAGUUAGUCUUGUCAGCACCCCGAUGGAAGCUCCAGUCACCGCUUCCCCUCCUCCCAACUCCUCCACCCUGUCACCCCUGGUCCCCCUGCAUCCGGCUGUUGCCCCCACUGUCCAGCUUGGCUUCACUAUCCUCUACACCACUCUGUAUGCUGGACUAUUCCUGGUGGUGUACACCCAGCUCUGGCUUCUCUACCUCUACAAACACAAACGAUGGAGCUACCAGAGCGUGUUUUUGUUCCUCUGCCUGCUGUGGGCUGCCCUCCGCACCACCCUUUUCUCCUUUUACUUCCGUAAUGCUCUGGAAGCCAACCACCUACCUGUGGUAGUCUACUGGCUGCUCUACUGCUUCCCCGUCUGUCUGCAGUUCUUCACUCUCAGCCUUAUUAACCUGUAUUUUACUCAGGUGUUACUCAAAGUGAGAGAGACUUACAGCUCAGAAGUGGACAGAGGACUCUGGCGGGCACGGUGCAUGUACGGUGUGUUGAGUGCCAUCUUCCUCUGCGUCAACGUGGUUUGCGCAGCUCUCGGGGACCGAGGCGGCGGCGGGAGUUUGGGGGAGCGAACCUGGGAUCUGGUCUUGUUUCGAGUUCUAGUCAACGACUUGCUCUUCAUCCUGGAUGCAAUCUUACUGGCCGCCGUGCUGUUGCUCCUGACACGACACUCUCGCUCCACCAGCCCUUACCUGAUCAGCAAGGGGACCACAGUGUGCCGCACAGCAGCGCUCGGAGCAGCAGUUAUCUUUUUAUAUGCCAGCCGAGCCUGCUACAACCUGACCGUCCUCAUGCUGUCCCAGAACUACCACGUGGAGUCGUUCGACUUCGACUGGUACAACGUAUCUGACCAGGCUGACCUGCGUAAUGAACUGGGCGACAGGGGCUACUUGGCCUUCGGUGCCAUCCUCUUCAUAUGGGAGCUGCUACCAACCAGUCUGCUCAUCCUCAUCUUAAGAGUUCGCCAGCCUACCCAGGAGGUCAGCAGCAUCAACAACAGGGCCCUACCUCAUCCAUAUUUCUUUGAUGACCCUCAAGCCGGGGAUGAGGAUGUACCUGUUCCCUGGGCACGUGGUUCACACCCACCCUCGAGCUGGUACGGAUCAGAGACCGCUCCUCUCCUGUUCGCCAGCAAUCCUCCAGACCAGAGCCACCAGCACCACUCUUUCUACUCCACCCCCCAGAACUGACCCAAGCAAUCAAGCUCGCGACGUCCUUGAUGAUCUCAAGGACAAACUAAACACAGCAACCAGCCAGUAGUAUGGCACCUCCAUCUGCGAGCAGUUGUUUGCACUGAAAACCUCAGGAAAUCCUCACCAAACAGCAGAUAUGCACCUUCUAGUUUUCAAAGAGAGAAUACUAUAUUUAAAAUAAAAUGAGCUGACGUUUUGUAGCUCAAAGGGAACAAACUCGGCGGGACAAUCCCUGCCAGAUAUGAAUGGCCAAAUAUUGUGCUCAGUGAUCUCCUUAUAAAGGUUAAGCUGAGAUUCAAAAAUAGUUAUUGUCCCAAGAAUGUGGAUAAACAAGAUAAUACCUCUUAUUAUUCCUUAAAACGGCACAUUUAGCUUCAUUAGCAUUCCUUAUUGAAUAAAUAAGUUGAUAAGCUCGCAGCAUGUGAUAACCCCUGGUAACAAACAUCCACAUCCAAGGAGGGUAACUUUUCUUACACUGUUACAAGUGUAUAGAAAACACUCAAAUCCAAAUGAUCAAGUGACAUUUGGUAUUUACAGAACAGGAUAGUUCCUAAAAUGUUUGAACAUCUCUAAUAAAUAAUUCCAGCAGCUUCUCUUUAGUCUAAUCACAGAUCCAUCAGUCGCUGUAGGUAUUCGCAUUGCUGCAAUGUUUUUUUUUGUUGUAAGUUUUCUUUUGGACCAGUGUCUAUUCUUUUGAUUUGUACAUCCCAUUUGUUUCAUUUUAAUUUUUUCCGAGUUGAUUUUGAUUCUUAUUACUCCCUUCCUGUGUAAUUAUAUUUUGAUGGAAGUUUAAUUUAUUUUAUAAUUACGGUUCUGCGCUUAACUGUAGCUAAAAAUCAAAUGUUUUUCUGCUUUAUGUCUUUAUUGGAAUGAGGCUUCCUCAUAGUGAGUCACUAACCUGUGGGUUUGACUUUACCGCGUGACUGACAUUUACUGUGUAAAGAGCAAACCUAUAAAAACAAAAAUGAGCUUGUUCAGCCUGUUGCUAAGCAGAAGACGUAUGGAUCAAACAAGCUGCUGCGGUUGUAGAACUCGAUACAGCAACCCUGGAUAAUUUGAAUGUUUUGUUGAUUUUCAAUGUUAAACUACAGUUAAAACACUACAACUGUUUUUACACGUUUACCACAAACCAUGUUUACUUCAUUAGAGCCAAAUGUUUUCCAAAGCAUGCCAGAGUGGUUCGGAUUAUAUUUUUACAACCUUCCAGUCAACCAGAUUAAAGUUAUACCUGCGUGUCCAAUCAACAGACAGAUAGGUAAUACGUUGGUGAACAUCAUGUCUGCUUUUAUUUUUGUUUUUUAUGUUAUUGUAUGAACUUCUAUGCAAAUUUUUUAAAAUCUGUUUACUCUUUUCCUAAAAAUUCCUGGUAAAUUUCCUGGAAAGAAGCGUGUAAUUUGGUGCUUGGUUGUAAUUUUACAAGAGUUUGAAGAUUUGUUCUCUGUAGGGCUUUUGAUAACUCUUCUCACAGGAAUUCAACAAAACACAGUUUGUCCAGGGGUGUCCAGAUGUUUGCAUUCCACUGUACUGCACAUUGUACGAUUUGAUCUGUUGCUGUAACUUGUUCACGGGGUCAAAUAGGUGUUAACUACAUCCUGCUGUUAGGCAGUGGUUUCCAACUUUUUGGCUCGUGAGUGUCGACUUGUGAACCUUCAUCACAGGUUGAGGCCUCAGUGUGAACCUGAGCUGUGAGCAGUUCAACCAAUGAGGGACUUUACCCUCUCAGAUUGUUUUAUGUGAAAGACUUUUAGAGGACUAAAGAGGUAAAAUUAUAUAAUAUAAAUGUGUACUUGUGAAUGUUGUACACAGUAAAAAUGUUAAAAUGAAUAAAAACUUACAAUGACAAAAAGAGGAAAAAUAAACAUGAUUUAGUAACAGAUUUGUUACUUUGUCUUUCUUUCCCCUUAUAAUCUAGUGACCACUACGAUUCAUGAUACUCCUGCCUGCCUGCAGGUUGGAAACCACCAUUUAAUUAGGUCAAAGUCAUAAAAAGUCCGCUACAACAAAAUCUGAGCACUAUCCAGUCAUGUUGGAUUUAGAGUCUGGCUGCUGACUUGGAUAGUUUCUUAGUUUUCCUGGCAACAGAACAACUUAAAAGCUGCUCUGUGGAGUUUUCCUGUUAACAAAAUUUUUGUUAACAUUCAGUGUUUCUCACUGAAACUCAUGGUGUGUAUCCCUGAGGUCUAAAAUGUGUUGAGUGCAUUUCUUUCCAUGCAAAGCAUUUGCAAAGCAGAUUUUGAAAAUAUUAAAAAUCUUUCACUGUUUUCAUCCAUGUUUGCUUGCUAAACAGCUUCCUUUUCACUGCCUUUGUUGGUGUGUUUCCUCCACCAACUGAUCAGCAGAACAGCGUGAAAUUGGUGUCAGGAAAGUGUUUGUGGCAUCGGUUUUGUUAAACAUACAAACCAUUAUCUUUGUUGUUCCACUGCCUUUUCAGUCAAACGGUUUAUUCUGCAUUAUGUACAGAUCAUCCUAUUAAAACUCUUUAUACAGUAUGUACACAUUCAAAUAAAUCAGUAUGUUACAACAUCUGCAGUGGCAACAUGUUGAGAAACAAAGAAACAGAAGAUGAAUGGUAAAGAAAAA
Messenger RNA from Thunnus maccoyii (southern bluefin tuna), 3903 nucleotides. It is a transcript of the gene gpr137, whose product is annotated as G protein-coupled receptor 137. NCBI's taxonomy places the organism in Eukaryota, Metazoa, Chordata, Actinopteri, Scombriformes, Scombridae. Gene Ontology annotation, cellular component: lysosomal membrane. The record is from RefSeq and is a predicted model, not a curated record. Bases 163 to 1320 code for a protein of 385 amino acids. The transcript is spliced from 8 exons. Gene Ontology annotation, biological process: positive regulation of TORC1 signaling.